Pundamilia nyererei is the source of this 2019-nucleotide messenger RNA. It is a transcript of the gene tmem276a, whose product is annotated as transmembrane protein 276a. The transcript has 4 exons. Gene Ontology annotation, cellular component: membrane. The record is from RefSeq and is a predicted model, not a curated record. Lineage: Eukaryota; Metazoa; Chordata; Actinopteri; Cichliformes; Cichlidae. The coding region runs from base 481 to 1383 and encodes 300 amino acids.
CGGAACACAUCAGCUGAGGUGCCUUGAGACAUGGUCUAUUAAAAGACGGCAAAGGUUCCUUUAUUUUGUUUAACCCCAGAAAAUCGUGUUUAUGACGACUGCAAACCGUGACCCACGGUGCGUAAAGUGCAGGUCUGGGGCUUCUCGUGCUUUCAAAUAUUUGCUCUGUCUCCAUCUACUGGAAAGAAACGUUGAACUGGCCAGUAUCUAGGCUAGACUGAGUUCAGAGGCAUAGAGGAGACAACCAAAAUAGCACAUCGAGGCCCAAAUCUAUUUAUCCUCCGCCCCCGAAUAUGGCUCUUUUAGGGGAUGCUUGACAAAUUAGAGAAAUGAGGGCUUCGCCGAUUUAUCAGCAUUUCCGAUUUCCAAGUAUUGCCAAAUUUCCUCCCCACCUUAGACACUGACAUCAGCAGCAGCCAGGAGCGGAGUCCCGCUGUCCCGUGGAAAUAUCACGGCACAGAGGCGAGAUACGCAUGGAACAUGGCUGCUAUGAGGACUUUAACCGUGGCAGGUCUGUUUUUGGCUUUUUGCGCUUUGGGACUGAUCGCGGUGGCGAUCAGCACCGACAACUGGUACGAGACUGACGCCAGGAGGCACCGGGAACGCUGCAAGAAUUACUCAAACAAAAGAAACGACCCCGGCUACAUUUACAUCUCCAACAACAACCUUCCGCUUCGGAUGCUGCCAAAGGAGAAAAACGUUGAAAGAAAGGGCUCCAGUGUCAGCGGCGAAAUGCUGCUGCGGGCUAAGCGGCACUUCUUGCCUCCUGCCCCGGCAAUGGAGUCUCUCUGCAGUCGGCAUUUCAACUCCACCGUCACCGGACUGUGGAGAAAGUGCCACAGAGAAGGGUUUGACUUGGAGACGGAGGAUUUGAUCUUUAAAGGAUUGGUUCCACGCUGCACACCAAUAAAAUACUACUACUCAUCAUCAGAGCUCCCCAGAAAUCUGCCAAUCAAUCUGACGAAGACAAUAAGGCAGGAUGAGUGGCACGCGCUUCAUCUCCAGAGGAUGACUGCCAGUUUCAUAGGAAUGGCCAUUUCCAUCAUCAUGUUCGGCUGGAUCAUAGGCGCUCUGGGCUGCUGUCAAGACCACGAUCUGAUGCAGUAUGUCGCCGGACUUCUCUUCCUCAUGGGAGGGACGUGCUGCAUAAUCUCCCUUUGCACGUGUGUGGCCGGAAUCAACUUUGAACUGUCCCGCUAUCCGCGCUACAUGUUUGGCAUACCAGAGGACAUCAGUCAUGGUUACGGCUGGUCCAUGUUUUGUGCGUGGGGUGGACUGGGCCUCACGUUGCUGGCUGGCUUCCUGUGCACACUCGCUCCCUCCCUCUACCCCCCACAGGCCAGUGCGGUGCACAAGCCCAGACAGGAGAACGGCUGUGUGUGACAGGCCGCGGGCAUACCAAACAGACACCUGUCUCAUCUGUGAAACAGUGACGAGCCCUGUUCCAGAGACAGCUUCACCCAGGGACUCAGAGAGAAGAGAAAGCCUUCACUUAGCCAGGCACAGAGAAAGCAUGGGACACUUGCUCGCACUCACAUGGGAAAUGAUAAAGAGGUGACAUUUGACUGAAGACGGUUUCAGUUCCUCUGGUGCUUUUUGAUUUUUUUCUUCUGUCCCUCUUUAUGAAUAAACUGUUGAGUGUCAUUGCUUGCUCUUCAAGAGGAGAAUAUAACAAUUUCUUCUUGUAAAAUCUGCUAGUUUGAGAAGAAAAACAGAAUAAAAAAGAGAAAAAGAUGCACUGGCAGGAGGUCAAUAGCACAACUUUCAAAUGGGAACUGAAGAUCAAACCAUGGACUUGUAAUUCACAUUUCAAAGGGCAACUGUGUAUCAUUAUGUACCCAUUCAAAACAAGAUAUGUACAUGUACUUUAUGAAUUGUAUGUAUGCAGAUGCAUUUGUGUUUAUUCAAGGAAAAAAAAAAAGAGCAUUAGACCAAACUGUGUUUGAGGGAAGUGUUUUGUUGUUCUUGAGGUCUUACCCCUGUCGGAAUAUUUUUGAAAAAUAAAAGAGCCAUGCAAAA